UUGCCCUUGUAGUAAAAGCAUGGGCCUAUAAUUCUUUGGAGAGGAUAGAAGCCAGUUUCAUGGAAAAGUUUAUUCCUUUACAAAAGAAGAGAUUAGUACCUUCAUUUUGCCACUGUGCUGAAUUAAAGAAACUUACUGUGAUCACUUUCAAUUUUUGUAUACAGAAACUGGAUCUUUCAAUUUUAGGAUUUUUAGGGGAACGUUCAAGAGAACAUUCAGAGGAACACUUAGGAGAACAUUUGUGA
Dentiscutata erythropus is the source of this 245-nucleotide messenger RNA. The record is from the annotation of a GenBank genome assembly. NCBI's taxonomy places the organism in Eukaryota, Fungi, Glomeromycota, Glomeromycetes, Diversisporales, Gigasporaceae.